Molecule: messenger RNA, 525 nt
Organism: Saccostrea echinata
Lineage: Eukaryota; Metazoa; Mollusca; Bivalvia; Ostreida; Ostreidae
Product: glucosamine-6-phosphate deaminase-like
Exons: 1
Coding region: 1-525 (174 amino acids)
Biological process (GO): D-glucosamine catabolic process; N-acetylglucosamine catabolic process; N-acetylneuraminate catabolic process
Cellular component (GO): cytoplasm
Molecular function (GO): identical protein binding; glucosamine-6-phosphate deaminase activity
Source: RefSeq, a predicted model, not a curated record
AUGAACCGGCAGCUCUUUGCGCACAUCAAUAUUGACCAGGACAACACCUAUGUACCGGAUGGCCACGCGCCCGCCAGGCAGGAGCUCGCCCGCUUCCGCAAACAGCUCUACGGCCCGGAGCGGGAGGCCCCGCAGCGCUCCUGCGGCAGCGGGCGCGUGGAUCUGCAACUGCUGGGUACAGGAACCAGCGGCCAUAUCGGUUUUAACGAGGCUGGCGACUAUCUGAUUGCCGAUGCUCAUAUUGAGAACCUGGCAGAAAGUACCAUUGAGGCCAAUUCACGCUAUUUCCGCUCGCGGGAGCAGGUUCCGCGCCAGGCGUUCACUCAGGGAGUGGGCGAUAUUCUCAAGGCCCGCAGCAUCGUGCUGAUUGCCUCUGGCCCGGCCAAAGUACAGGCCAUAACCCAGUUGCUGACUAACAACAGAAUCAGCACUCAAUGCCCGGUAACGCUGCUGAAACUGCACCCGGACGCGACGGUAGUGCUGGAGCGCGACCUUGCCCGGGCUGCGGGGUAUCAGGAUUGCUGA